Molecule: messenger RNA, 2503 nt
Organism: Boeremia exigua
Lineage: Eukaryota; Fungi; Ascomycota; Dothideomycetes; Pleosporales; Didymellaceae
Exons: 3
Coding region: 111-2201 (696 amino acids)
Biological process (GO): regulation of DNA-templated transcription; DNA-templated transcription
Molecular function (GO): zinc ion binding; DNA-binding transcription factor activity, RNA polymerase II-specific; DNA binding
Source: RefSeq, a predicted model, not a curated record
CGGCCGCGGUCUCCAUCGUCGACAUACAGUGCAAAAAAACUGCUCUACAUUCGUGCUCUACUCCCACGCGUGUCACCAAUGUGUCCUCGACCGGAUAGAUUGGUGUGUACAUGGCUCCGCCAAACCAGCAGCGAGCGCGCCGAACGAUCAAGGCGUGCGUGAUCUGCCACAAGAAAAAAGUGCGAUGCGACAUUGAUGAAGUUGGCGGGGAUCGAUGUACGCCAUGCACUCGAGAUGACUAUCAAUGCGUACCUCGCGAGCGCAAGCGGAAGAGGUUCACAUUCAGUCCUUCCCCGUCCGCAGACCAGAGGAGAGUGAAAGCGCAGGAUGAAGCACCUUCUCAAGAAGCUGCCAGAGACAACUUUGCAAUCAAUCACGCAGCAAGUGGGAGCUCGGGCGAAGGAAGCAAUUCUGUCUUUGUUCCCAACAGCGCCGCAACGUUGCCUGACCAGGAGCUCAAGUCCGAGGUCGAACUCGGCAGAAGACUGUCAAGCACCGCGAGUCUGCAGGAACCUCCACUUUUGGAUCGUCAGUUUGAUCCCUCGCUCAACUCACCCUACGGAAGCAUCCCAUCUAGCAUGCCCGAGUCCACCUAUAGACCCAAGAAUAGCGUCAGUUAUCUGGGAAGAUUGGAAUACCUCCGUGGUGAUCUUCCUGUCGACGAUGACUCAGAGCUUCCUAACAAGGUCCCACAUCGAUUCUCAACCUCCGAUAUUGAGAUCCUGCGAAUUCAGCAGGUAACUGAACUUCCUCCCCGAUCGGUCCGAGAAAGCUUGUUGGAUGCUUUUUGGACGCGAUGCUACCCGUGGACUCCAGUCGUGGAACGCAGCUGGAUCGACGAGCGCAGCCCUGGCACAACAUCUCUCCUCCUUCAGCAUGCUAUCUUCCUGGCGGGUAGUAGAGUCAGCGCGCCUGUGCCGAACUACCCUUCGGAAGACUUCUACAAGAAAGCUAGAUUGCUGUUUUGGAUGGGUGCCGAAGAUGACCCUAUCAUCAACAUCGCGUCGGCAUGCCUACUGCAAUGGUGGAACCCUGAGGGGCCAGAGCGGGUAUCAUUAGAUACAAGUAGCUUCUGGGUACGUGUCUGCGUCGGUCUUGCGUAUCAAGUCGGUUUGCACCGAGAGCCGAAUGGAAAGCUAGAUGCCGGUCUGCGAAAGCGAAUCUGGUGGUCGCUUGUAACCCGCGAUUGUCUGAUCAAUGCAGGCCACGGUAGACCUCGCGCAAUCGAUCUGAAGCUUGCAGACGUGUCACCUAUCUCUGUCUUGGAUUUCGACGGUGUGGCGGCUUCUGCAGACCUGUUUGCAGCAUAUGUGGGCAUCUCGUGCAUUUUAGGUGAUCUCACACAGAGCUACUUACGCAAGCAAGGUUUGCAGGAGCAGAAGAAGUCGCUCGAGGACAGGCUCUUUCGCUGGCUGAAGACCCUGCCGGACCGUCUACAGCUGUGUAGAGCCACAGAAGAGCGAACACUCAAAUCAUACAGCUUCGAAGCCCGUCAGCUCCAUGUUCAAUACUUCACAGUUCUGGUUAUUCUCAACAGACCACUUGAUCCAAAGCUAGCACCAUCGACAGCAGCACUGCUCGCGUCUUCGUACAUCGCUGGCAUCUUUGAGGAUUUCAUGGCGCGCGACGAGCUUCGCUAUCUAGGCCCCAUCUUCACUUUUUAUUGUCUGACUGCUGGCAUGGCACAACUUUCGUGUUAUCGCUAUUCAGAGAUGGUGACUGUGGCUGAACAGAAUCUCAAUAUCAUGGCCCGAGCGCUCGAGGAGUUGAGCAAGAGAUGGCCUACUGCUGUCGGCAGUCUGAAACAUCUAAUGGAUGUUCGUGAGAAAGCAACGCAACGUCCUCAUAUCGGCACAUUCCCCGAGAUCAGCCUUCCAAGUACUACAUCACAGUUUUUCUCCGACUUCGGUCCCGACCUAUGUCGAAUGUGGCACACAAUUCAUCAGCGGUUGCCUCAAGCUGCGAACUUUGCACCACGGGAACUCGAAAUGGCUGGCAUCCUGCAAGGCUUGCGCACGCCCAACCAUCACCUUGAUCUCGAUAUUGCUGCUGAUGUCGCCGCGCAGCAUAUGAUGAACAACCAAGUCACGACUGAAGUUUCAGUUGAGCCUACACUCUUGCAGCCGCAGGAAUGGUUCGGCCCGUACGCUAUGGGCAACUGGCUCAUGACCGAUUGGGAUCAAGGCGGCCUUGGGUGGUAGAUUACCAUUACGGCCUUCGCAGAGGAGCCUUGCAUGAUCUACACCCGCAGCCUCGAGGCGAGCAGCGCAGAGCAAGCGAGUCAGUCAAGAACUCGAGAUGGCAAGUUACCGAGAACUGCCGCCUACUUGCAGGGGUCCAAUGUACCCCACAUCUCCGCACUUCGCGCGCCGAGGCUUGCUACCCGCCCCGCUGUUGCGGUUCGCAAAUCCAUGCAUCGUCAUCAUUAGUUUUGGCAUUUUGUCAACAACGUGUGAUUGCUACAGAGUAGUCCUCGCAGCAGCGAUUGCAUCGACGCUUUGAC